Molecule: messenger RNA, 1518 nt
Organism: Aspergillus puulaauensis
Lineage: Eukaryota; Fungi; Ascomycota; Eurotiomycetes; Eurotiales; Aspergillaceae
Gene: OST1
Product: dolichyl-diphosphooligosaccharide--protein glycotransferase subunit OST1
Exons: 3
Coding region: 1-1518 (505 amino acids)
Cellular component (GO): oligosaccharyltransferase complex; membrane
Source: RefSeq, a predicted model, not a curated record
AUGAGGCCGUUGGCUACCGUUGUUACUGCGUUCUGCGGGCUUGUCCUGUCCAGCAGCUCUAUAGUUUCCGCCCAUUCCACCUCCACCUCGUCAAAAGCUGUGCCCCCCGCCGACUUCAAGCCCCCUCAGGUGUUUAAGAAUGCGAAUCUGGUCCGGAAUACGAAUUUAGAGAAGGGCUACGCUCGUGAGACCAUCAACGUGGUUGUCGAGAAUGUGGAUAAACAACCCCAGAGCGAGUACUAUCUGUCCUUCCCAUCGGACGUAUUCGACCGUGUUGGAGGGCUAGAAGUCCGCAAUAAGAAAGAAGCAGAGAAAGGAAGGUUUGAUGUGGAAGCUACAGAGCUUGCCUCGCCCAGUGACUUUCAAUACUUCCUUGUCCGCUUCCCUGAGCCUCUUGCUCCCUCAUCGCAGCUUACUCUUGGAAUAUCGUACUCGCUCCUGAACUCUCUCCAGCCACGCCCGGCUGCCAUUGAGCAGACGGAUCGUCAGUUCCUCACUUAUUCUUUCUCCGCAUAUGUACCCUCCGCCUACCAGACCGUGACGCAGAAGACCAAAGUCAAGUUUGGAAGUACAAAUGUGCCCGAUUACACAACGACCGAUCUCAAAUCAGGAGCGGAUCCCGAACGUCAGGGCUCGAUCUACACCUAUGGACCCUACGACACUGCCAAGGUCGCCCCGGGCACAAGCUACCCCAUUACUGUUCGCUAUGAGUUUACGAAGCCGGUGAUCACAGCCUCUCUGCUGGAACGAGACCUGGAAGUUUCUCACUGGGGUGGCAACCUGGCCACGGAAGAGCGCUACUGGCUCCAUAACAACGGCUCCAAGCUCCUAAACCAGUUCUCCCGCGUGGACUGGACUGUUUCGAACUACCAACAAGCCCCUUCAUCAGCUGUUAGAGAGUUGAAAUACCCUCUCAAGCCAGGCUCAGUGGACCCUUACUUUAUUGACGACAUCGGAAACGUCUCCACGAGCCGCUACCGCCCAGGGCUUAGGAACCGCGAUGGUAACCUGGACCUCAAACCCCGCUUCCCCAUCUUCGGUGGCUGGAACUACAGUUUCCGCAUUGGUUGGAACAACGACCUCUCGCGCUUUUUGCGCCAGGCAGCUUCCACCACCGAUUCUUAUGUGCUCAAGGUCCCGUUCCUCGAGGGACCUAAGAUGGACGAAGGUAUUCAGUACGAGAAGGUGGUUUUGCGUGUCGUCCUCCCCGAGGGUGCUCGAAAUGUGCGCUACGAGACUCUCGAAAGCACCUCCAGCAAUGGGCUGCCCGGUGCGAGCCAGAUCCAAUCGUCGUUGUCCACUCACAAGACCUUCAUGGAUACCAUUGGCCGCACCACUUUGACCCUUACUGUGGACGGCCUCACUGACGAGGCACGCGACUCCCAGCUUCUGGUUACCUACGAUUACUCCUUCUGGGAUGGAAUGCGCAAGCCCAUUACUUUUACACUCGGUCUAUUCAGUGUCUUUGCGGCAGCCUGGGCAAUUACAAACAUCGAUGUCAGCAUCAAGAAGCGAUAG